Lycium barbarum (goji berry) is the source of this 5348-nucleotide messenger RNA. RefSeq names its product ubiquitin-conjugating enzyme E2-17 kDa-like. Lineage: Eukaryota; Viridiplantae; Streptophyta; Magnoliopsida; Solanales; Solanaceae. Gene Ontology annotation, biological process: protein polyubiquitination. Bases 4690 to 5136 code for a protein of 148 amino acids. The transcript is spliced from 9 exons. Gene Ontology annotation, molecular function: ubiquitin conjugating enzyme activity. The record is from RefSeq and is a predicted model, not a curated record. Gene Ontology annotation, cellular component: nucleus.
CAAUAUUUGCAAAACUCAAUCUUGCCCUAGAAGUAGCAACAAAUGCUUGAAUCUUUGCGACAAUGCGUCGUCAUCAACAGGGUAAAAUUAAAUUUGUUCUGGUGUGAGCCUCUUUUAUUUUGGUAAAAUUAGUCACUGUUGAAUCCUACUCCCAUUUGUAUUUUGUCACCUUUGUGGCUAGUUAGGUCAAUAGACCCUUGGUGUAACCAAAGCAAAAUAAAUAGCAAGAAUAACAAAGCAAUUGAAGCAAUGCAGAAGCUGGUGAAUUUCUUGUUUUCGACUAUCUUUGGAGUGAAGCAAAAUAUAUUUUCUUUCUACAGUUGCUGGCUGUUGUGGUGCAACUUGUUGAUCAGGGAAAAACGAAAUAUUUAGGAAGUGACUAACUUGUCCAGUUUAAAAGUGGAAGAAAGGAAAAUGAGUUUCAUGGGAGUGAUAGAAUAUUCUUUGUGGCAGAUACACAAAUUGUUAUGAGCAAUUUUUAUAAUAACAAUGGUGUCAGAGUCUGCUUACAAGGCUUAGGCGGAUGGGAAGAUUUCACCUAGCGUGUUUUGUUUUUGCUGAGAUACACAAAUUGUUAUGAGCAAUUUUUAUAAUAACAAUGGUGUCAGAGUCUGCUUACAAGGCUUUGGCGGAUGGGAAGAUUUCACCUAGCGUGUUUUGUUUUUGCUGAGGUAUGAGCAACUUUAGAAACUACUGCAAUGUUGAGUUCAAAUUUCAUGUCCAAUGGUUAAUAUGUUUGCUUGCCCUUUAUGAUCAUUGGAAGGUGAGGAAAUGCCAUACUCAUGAUUCAUGAGAAGCUAAUUAGUUUCGUCUUGAUUCACUUUUUUUACAUAUGUAAGGAAUAGAAUUAGAGUAGAAAAGAAAAGGAAAUCUGAAAAGAAUCUUGAGCUUGUUAUUCAUUUUAAAAAAAAUAAAAGAAUCUUGAGAUUGUUAUUCUGUUGCGUUUUGCAAACCAGUACAUUUGAAACCUUUGAUUGCUAAUUUACUGAUGUCUUGCUGAUUAGAAAAUGAAUAUCUAGGAUCUUUUUGGUGGGAGACAGAAAAAAAUUAGCUGAUCCAACUGUUAUGCCAAUAUUGGUAUUGGAUUAAUUAAAGUUAAAGCAUGUUAUUUUUGAAGGAAAACCAUAAUUUCAGACAACAUUGUGUUCAAUUCUAAGUGGACACUUAAACUAUAGACAUACAAAACUUGAAAAUUACUGGAAUAGGUUGGGUCUAAUGGCAGAUACCUUAUGCCAGAAGAUUGAUAUUGACUUUAUAGGGGUUCAAUCGCAGCAUGAUAGAAAGAGGAGAAACAGAUCACUUCACAAAAUCAUAAAACUAACUCAAUACUAUUUUGCCACUAUCACCUUUACUAUUUCCUGUUCUCAUAUUCUGAAAUUUCAUCAACAAAUUUGUCAAUGUAAACUGUUUCGGUAGAUCAUGUUGACUGAUAAAGCAGUCGCGCCUGUACUUAAAUAUAUACAAGGUUGGGAGUGCCUACGCCCUACAGAACAUCUAACACAUUAUUUCUUGUUUUAUAUGUACAACAAAGAUAUCUCAAUUCUAAACAAGUGGGGUCGGCUAUAUGAAUCCUCACUGACCAUGUGUUUCAAUUUCAGCUCAAGUCGCGUCAUCAUCAUACCAAAUAAAAAAAGAAGUAACAAUAAGAAUAUUAAAAGUUAUUUAUAUGGUUACUGACAUAAAUCUUUGAUAAGUUUAAAAUAUUCUGAGAACAACAAUAGUUUUAAGAUCAACGUUGUAACAAGAUUUAAACCUAUUCCCAACUAGUAUAUAUCACCUAUAUGGAUCUUUUUCUUCCAUUGUGCUGGGGUCUUUUAAGAAAACUUCUUUUCAUGUGAUUUUGAGUCUACCUUGUCCCCUUUGACACCUUCACUCACAAUAGUUUCACACCUAUAGAGUGGUGCAUAACUGCAUUUAUAAGUCAACGUAGGACAUGACUAAACAAUCUCACCGACCUUCUCUCAUUUUAUCCUCAAAGCGUGUUACUUGCACGUUCCGGCAACUAUGGUCUUUUUUAAUCUUAUCUAUUCUUGUAUGACAACACGUCCAUCUUAGCAUCUGCAUCUCUGCAACACUCAUCUUGUGGAUAUGUUGGACUUUGGCGACCCAACAUUCACUAGCAUAUAACAUUGUCGGUCUUAUAGCUAUUCUUAAAACUUGCCCACUUUCGUAGACAUCCUUCUAUCAUAUAACACCACGAUAGCUCUUCUCCAAGCAAGUUGAGGUCAGCUAUAUGUAUAAAUCCUUACUGACCAUGUUACUCCAUUUAAGCUUAUCAUAUAUCUUGCUAGAUACCACAGCCAAUUGCCGCUAAAGCUCAUUAUGGGAGCAUGUUUUCUGUUGGUUGGUCUAUUUUCCAAAUACCACCAAUCUGGCUUCUUUAGUAGAAGGCUAAUUCUUGAAAGAAAAAUAAUGUGGCAAAGAAAAGUUUAAUAAUGAACAUUUUGGUUUGUAUGUUCUUGCAUGAGUCUUUCUGUUAUGCAUCUAAGCAGAAAACAUGAAUAAGAAACUUUUAGCAGUCUCUGUUUUCAAAUAUGGAAGAAAUGGUUUUUUCAACACUCCAACAUGUCUUAGCACUCAGAGGGUUAUAUUUCAGCGGGAGAAGCUACUAAAGUAAAGAAAUUCUCGCUUGCUGAACAGAGCAUUGGGAAACCAGAAGGGACCAAUGAGAAAAGAAGUUAAUCCCCGUGAAGUCCUAAAAGAAAGAGAGAUGAUGAAUCUCUCUGCCACUUAUAAAGAAUUAAGUGAUCUAAUUGUCACAAGCACUGGGGCGCAGGUGAAAAUUACCGAGUGAAGAUACGUAGCAGGGUCUAAAUUGUUGUAUGUAGGAGGAUCCCUAAGGUGUUGAAUGUCUUAUUCUUAUGAGUGGCCUAUGUGAAUACAAAAGCUACUAUUGUAAACAAUGAUCGAAUCGGAAGCCAAAAAGAGGGUGACCCACUUUAUUAACCAAGUGAAUGAUCUUCUCUCCUUUUCCCUUAGAAUCAAAAGUCAAGCAAAAUCCAGACAAGUUGGUGUUUCAUGUUGAGAGCUCAUGUUAGUGGAAUUUCGAAAGAAAAGCUGAAAGUGAGUGACCUCUCACUCACGGUAGCGUUUUCAUCAAUAUGAAAGAGGAAAGGGGUUGAGACUUACAAUUCGAAGACCAAGUCACAAAGGGCUGACUUAGAACAAAGUUUUCGUGUUGUUGAUUUGAAAGAAUGAAAGUCCAUUUCGGGUUGAUCUGAUUCCCCGCUUGCCCACGAGGAUGGCGGGACAAUGUGGUAGGGGUUGCAAACCGGACGGUACACCACUUGGUUUUCGAAGACAGACCACUCGACCGAUUUCACCCAAUUGAAUCAGAAAAAGGUGCCCGCCUUAUGACCCACAAUGAAGGUACGUGCGUUUCGUUCUCUUCGAUCUUCUCUUUGAUUCCUUACCGUCAUUGCCUGCUUAAGACUAAAUGUUCCGCCUUGUUUAGUCUCUUUCUUCAUGCAAGUCUACAAGUUAAUCGAGAAAGCACUGUUAUUUUUGCAUGGGCUUGGACUUGCUUAGAUUAUGAGGAGGCUUGUUGUGAUUUGGCCCUUCCGUGGGCUUUUAUUGAGGAAAGCCCUUUUUUCAUGUGGUUAUGGUCUCUUUUCAAUUGCUUUAUAAAGGGGAACAAAAAGAAAGCAACGGGACUUGAAGGACACAAGCCUCUUUGCUUAAAAAAAUGGGCAUGUCAAGUAAGUUAUCAUUCAAUUAAUGAGUGAUAAAGAUCCAUUGAUGGUUCUUUGUUCUUUCAUGGCAGUUGGUAUAGAUGAUGAAAGGCGGGGUGCUUUUUUCGGGACCGGGUCUGUUGCUUAGUUGAAAACUAUUAAACAAGUCUGCGGUCGCUUCCGAUGGUUAGUUUGUCAACCACGCUUUCUCUCCCUCAAAACAUUGCGUGUUUGAAUAUGUUCUCGCAGGGUCGGAAGGAGCGUCUUUGGCAACAUUUCUUUCACAGGUGGCCGAUUGUGCAGUUUCUGGUCCGUAAGUUUCGAAAAUGUAAAAUUAGUGGAAAGAUGAAAGUUAUGCCAAUUAAAUAGGUAUUCAAGAUCCUACGCAUUUCUAGGGCUUUCGGGUAUGAUUAUUUGGUGGAGAAGCCUAGGUCACUAGUUUUAGACUAUCGAAGCUCGACGAUGGGGAGAAGCAAGCGAAAUCUGAAUUUGGCCUAUUCUUGAAAUAAACAACUCGUACACGCUCUUUUAUCCUUAUGCUUCCACUGAUACCUACUCGAUAACGAACCUGAAUGGCUUUUUAGGACCAAUUCCAGCAUCGAAAAAGAUAAAUGUUGACUAAUCUGGCUAAAAUAGGAAAGUUGGGGAAGAGUGCAUUUUCAUCGUGAAAGAUUUAAUCCAGCCACAGGUUCCCCUACAACUGUCUUGUUACGAUUUAACCCAGUUGACUGCUAAUUCCCCUUCCUUAGGUCUCAAAUGUGAUUAAUCCAGCCGUCAGUCCCGGCGGAUUAAUUAAAUAUAUCAAUGCAUGAAAAACUCCUUUGGUUUUAUCUGUCCCUGCCCCUGGCAAACAGCUAGGAUAUAAUAUAAAUAGUUGUGCUUUUCUCAGAAGUUCCAUUCCUGUCAAUUGAAAUAUCUUUCUUCUAGUCGGAGUUGGCCAGAAACGAGUCGAAGCGCUACCUCGAAACCGCUCUACUCCACCCGAUUUUUAGAACCUCGUUCAAGGAUUUGAUCAAUCAUGGCGUCAAAGCGGAUUCAAAACGAGCUCAAGGAUCUCCUUAAAGAUCCUCCUACCUUUUGUAGCGCUGGUCCAGUUGCUGAAGAUAUGUUUCAUUGGCAAGCAACAAUUAUAGGUCCACCUGACGGUGCUUAUGCUGGUGGAGUGUUUCAUCUUACUGUUGAUUUUCCAGCUAACUAUCCAUUUAAGCCACCAAAGGUAACUUUCAAGACACAGGUUUUCCACCCAAACAUCAACAACAAUGGUAACAUUUGCCUAGACAUUUUGAUGGAUCAGUGGAGCCCUGCACUUACAAUCUCCAAGGUAUUGCUCUCUAUCUGUUCUCUGCUAACAGACCCUAAUCCUGAUCACCCUUUGGUGCCGGAGAUUGCUUAUAUGUACAUGACUGAUAGAAGCCAGUAUGAGACACUUGCCCGAGUUUGGACUCAAAAAUAUGCCAUGGAUUAGUUGCUGGUGACCAUUCUGGAGGGGCUCCUUUGCUUUUGUGAUAUUUUGUAUUAUGUACUAUGUACUAAGAAAUUCUGUUCUUAACUUCUUAUGCAUGGGUAAAGGUCGAACAGAUCCUUCUUGGAACAAUUUGAUUUGCUCUUUGUUUGUGGGAAUCUAAUGGUGUUGAAAACUCUAUGCUGGGUUCAAAGUAUGCAUUUUGACCCUUUUCA